Messenger RNA from Leucoraja erinaceus (little skate), 2723 nucleotides. RefSeq names its product ETS variant transcription factor 1 (gene etv1). The transcript is spliced from 9 exons. Gene Ontology annotation, cellular component: nucleus. Bases 365 to 1609 code for a protein of 414 amino acids. Gene Ontology annotation, biological process: regulation of transcription by RNA polymerase II; cell differentiation. Lineage: Eukaryota; Metazoa; Chordata; Chondrichthyes; Rajiformes; Rajidae. The record is from RefSeq and is a predicted model, not a curated record. Gene Ontology annotation, molecular function: DNA-binding transcription factor activity, RNA polymerase II-specific; sequence-specific DNA binding.
CACCUCAUAUGUCAUGCAUACAUUAUAGACUGUGAUUAGUCUGCCUUGGGGAACUCAGGGCUGAUCUUCCCAGUGUCAUCACAGAUUACCAGGAGAAAUUGCUUCCAGUAUACAAUCACAUCUGCUUUUGGGGGGAAGAUCUGCAGCCGCCCAGACAGCUAGACUUAAGUUUGAAAGCACCAUUUAGUUUUGACUGGCGAUGAUUUCACUUGAUCAAUCUUCAUUGCUGCUGGAGAAUUUUUUGAGCGUGAAUUAUUAAGCUGCAUCUGAACUCCGAUGGUGCCAAAAAACGAGCUUUGAUGUUCUUUAGGUGUUGUUUUCUGAUGGCAAAAAGUGUUUAUAUUCCUCGAUUCAUCGCGACGGGAUGCUUCAGGAUCUGAGUGCAAGUGUCUUUUAUCCAGCUUGCUCACAGCACAGAAGUUUAGCUCAGGUCCCUGACAAUGAUGAACAGUUUGUGCCAGAUUUCCAGUCUGAAAAUUUGGCUUUUCACGGCCUCUCUCUAAAAAUCAAGAAGGAACCACAGAGUCCCUGUUCUGAGCUGAGCACUGCCUGCAGCCAUGAGCAACCUUUCAAGUUCAGCUUUGGGGAAAAGUGCCUGUAUAAUGUCAGUGCCUACGACCAGAAGCCACCUGCUGGAUUGAAGCCCUCCAACCCGCCAACCCCGUCCAGUACACCAGUGUCCCCCUUACACCAUGGGUCACCAAACCCUGCAGCAACCCCGAAACCGGACAGAAGUUUUGCAGCUCAUCUGCCUGCCACACAGCCCAUUCCAGAGAACGCCUACCCAAUGGAUCCUAGGUUCCGGCGCCAGCUCUCCGAGCCAUGCCAUUCCUUCCCAGCUCCUCAUGGACUGCCCAGGGAAGGUCGUCCGAUGUACCAGAGGCAGUUGUCUGAGCCCAACAUCCCAUUCCCCCCUCAGGGCUUCAAACAGGAAUACCACGAUCCAGUCUAUGAACAUGCCACUAUGAUAGGUGGUCCAACAAACCAGAGUUUUCCGCAGCCCAUGAUGAUUAAACAAGAGCCACGGGAUUAUGCAUAUGAUUCAGGUUGCAUGUAUGAAAAAGGUCCCAGGCAUUUUUAUGAUGACACCUGUGUCGUUCCUGAAAAAUUUGACAGUGACAUCAAGCAGGAGCCAGGCGUAUAUCGUGAAGGGCCCACUUAUCAGCGUAGAGGCUCCCUCCAGCUUUGGCAGUUCCUAGUGGCUCUGCUCGAUGAUCCAGCAAACUCGCACUUUAUUGCAUGGACGGGACGUGGCAUGGAGUUCAAACUCAUCGAGCCAGAGGAGGUGGCGCGUCGUUGGGGAAUCCAGAAGAACCGCCCUGCUAUGAACUAUGACAAGCUGAGCCGUUCACUGCGCUACUACUAUGAGAAAGGCAUCAUGCAAAAAGUUGCUGGAGAAAGAUAUGUGUACAAAUUUGUCUGUGACCCUGAAGCGCUUUUCUCAAUGGCUUUCCCGGACAACCAGAGGCCUGUGUUGAAAACUGACAUGGAGCGCCACAUCAAUGAAGAGGACACUGUCCCACUUUCCCAUUUUGAUGAGAACAUGGCAUACAUACAAGAUAGUGGCUGUUGCAAUCCCCAUUCAUACAAUGAAGCCUAUGUGUACUGAUGCAACCUUGUUGGGGCAGUCACUUCAUGUUUUUUUCUCUCGGUUGUUUUCCUCUGUAGACUGUGACCCACUCUGGAUUUACUUCAUCUCUUCAGCACCUCUGACAUUAAGCAAUGGGUCCACAGUUUAUGUCGCAUUAACCCCAUGGUCCACUACCUGGGACAGUGCACUUUAUGAAAAGACUCAUUAGAGCUCUACUUGUUUUUUUUUAAGGGUGGGAUGGGGAGGGCAGUGUUUUUUUUUGCCUAAGUGUUUUUUUUUGUGGAAAAGAGGGGGGAAUGGGAGGAUUGGAAAUUGCAGACAUUUAAGUGGUUUGAUUGACACUAUCUUAUGAAUAUUGGUUUCAUAUAAGAUAAAAAACCUACCGUCAAACUUACAAGAAAUCUGCUGAUAUCAGUAAUAAAAGAAACUGCAUAUCUAAUGUUGCUGUGUUAACACAGCCGGCACUCUUUAAAAUCUAUAUCUAAGUAGAUACGUAAUACUUUUUGUCCGGGUACACAUUAAUAUACAGUCAAACAUUUUACUGCUGUGUCAUAUUUGUUAAAAUAUAUGAAUACUAGAAUAUGCCGAAGCUUCUGCUGCAGUCUCCUUUUCUGUAAAUUCUUUUAAACGCAGGGUCUAUUAAAGCAAUUUGAAGCAUUGCUGUACAGGUAGCAUUUCAGGACAAAUAGUCAAUUUAAAACAUUUACUGCUUACGAUGUAGUUUAUGCUGUAGUUAUACCAUGAGCAACUGUAUGCGUUAGAAAUUGGUAAAAGAUUACCCACUUGCUAGAGGAAUUUUUUUAAGCUUAAAGAUUUCUAGAUCAAUGGAAACGUUUCCUAACGUGGCCUGUCAGUGGCAACAUUUCAUUUGCACUCACUUCAGUUUUCAAAUCCAGGCAUUGAAGGACAUAUGCUGAUGCCAAUAUCAUUACUGAACUAUGCGUUUUUUAGUUCUUUAAGAAUUUUUAAAGUGGGUUACCAGAUGCAUGAGCUUUGGAAUUACACUGAGCAGUAUUAGUAUUUGGAUAUUCAUUCCUGUUGCUCCAAAAAUGGCACCAGCUCAUUGAUAUUAAACUGUUUAAAACCUGCAUAAUGGAUUUGGAUGAAAACAAAUUAAACUUUCCUACUCUGA